AUGGUCCGCGUUUCGGUGGUGGCGUCGCUGCUUGCUGCGCCAGCCGUGGUCUCUGCGGCAGCGUCUACGCACAGCUCCCGACGCUUCGUCCCCGGCGCUUACAUCUUUGAGCUCGCGGACGGUCAUGAUGCGUCGGCCAUGCUCUCUGACGUCGGCACCGCCGGCACCGUACGUAUGCACCUGAAUUACAAGCUGUUCAAAGGCAUAUCGGUGCAACUUCAUGACGUGGACAAGGCGGAGGAGCACGCGGCCAAGAUUGCGUCCUCAGCUAGCAUUAAGAAUGUCUGGCCCGUCGAGAUCCAUUCCGUCCCCAAGCUCCCAGACCAGCACCUUGCUCGAGCUUCCAUGACGAAACGCGCCACCCUCACAGCGCGUGAUGACAAUCCGACCAAGGAUGAUUAUACGACGCACAUCAUGACCCAGGUUGACAAGCUGCACGCCAAAGGCAUCACAGGGAAGGGGGUCAAGAUAGCCAUAGUUGACACCGGGGUCGACUAUAAGCAUCCGGCUCUGGGCGGCUGCUUCGGUCCAGGCUGCCACAUCUCCUUUGGAACGGAUCUUGCGGGCGACGACUAUACAGGAUAUAACACGCCAACGCCUGACAACGACCCGAUGGAUUGCAUCGGCCACGGCACGCACGUCACCGGCAUCAUCGGCGCGCUACCCAACCCGUACAACUUCACGGGGGCCGCGCUCGAUGCCACCCUGGGGAUGUACCGCGUCUUCGGGUGCUUGGGCAACGCAGGCGAUGACCUCCUGAUAGCGGCGUUCAACAUGGCGUUCCAGGAGGGCGCCGAUAUCAUCACAGCGUCUAUUGGCAGCGCCAGCGGCUGGACCGACACGGCCUGGAGCGUGGCCGCCGCGCGCAUCGUCGAGAACGGCGUGCCGUGCACCAUAUCUGCCGGAAACGAAGGCGUAUAUGGCUUGUUCUUCACCUCGCAGGCAGCCGGCGCAAAGGGGGUCACGGCCGUCGCAUCUUUCAACAACGCCCUCACCACUGUGGCGACGUACACAUGCUACGCCGAGAUUGAUGGCGGCAACAGGCAGGACUUUGGCUACCUUCCUGCGCUGGAACAGUACGACUGGCCCGAGGAGCCGCUGCCCCUAUACGCCCUGAGUCUGAACACGUCCAUCGUCGGCGACGGAUGCAGCCCGCUGCCCGACGACACGCCCGACCUCAGUGGGUACGCCGUCUUGGUUCGCCGGGGCGGCUGCUUCUUCGUGGACAAGGCGUGGACGGUCAUCGCCAAGGGCGCCAAGUACAUGAUUGUCUACGACGACCGGCCCGGCUGCGACGGCGUGGACCUAGGCGCGGCCGGCGGCAACAUGACCGCUGCCGGCAUGGUCCCCGCGACCACGGGCGAGGCCUUUAUCGAGGCCAUCAAGGGCGGGCACAACGUCACCGUCGUCAUGAGCAACCCGGACAAGGGGUUUUCGCAGUAUCUCUACUUCAACGACAACCCGGUCACGGGUGGCGCUGUCAGCUCCUUCUCGUCGUGGGGCCCAACCUUCGAAGGCGACCUGAAGCCUCAGGUAGGCGCGCCUGGUGGCAGCAUCAUCUCGACGUGGCUCACGAAUAGGGGCAGCUACACCCCCCAGAGCGGCACAUCCAUGGCGGCGCCCCUUGUGGCAUCGGUCAUGGCCCUCGUCGGCCAGGUGCGCGGGACAUUUGACCCCAAGACGCUGAAUAACCUCCUCUCCGCCACGGCAAAGCCUCAAAUCUGGAACGACGACACGCAGUGGCUUCCCGGGAAGCUGGCACCGGUGCCCCAGCAAGGCGCGGGCAUCGUGCAGGCGUACGACGCCGCCUAUGGAACCACGCUUCUCGAGCCGUCGGGCCUCUCCUUUGGCGACACCGACCACUCUGCAAAGGAGGUCACCUUUGCCAUCUCCAACAAGGGGGCGCAGCAGGUUUCGUACAACAUCUCCCAUGUGCCGGCCCUGACCAUGUAUGCUCUGCAGGCGGGGAGUGCCUUUCCGCCCUGGUUCCCAAACGACAUAUUUGACGGAUCUGCCGCUCUCACUUUCUCGGAGACGCAGGUCGUCCUCGAGCCGGGCCACCGCAAGACCGUGUCCGUAUCGGCCCAGCCACCGCAAGGCGCCAACGCGAAGCGGCUCCCGGUGUGGUCGGGCUACAUCGCCAUCAAUGGCACCGAUGGGACGUCUCUGUCGAUGCCGUACCAGGGCAUCGGCGGCUCGCUGCACGGAGCGACGAUCCUGCCGGCGGACGGGACCUACAUCGCCCGCAACGACGACUAUUACGUCCCCGUGGCAGCCAACACGACCUUCACCCUGCCGGCGCCAGGGAAGUGGACCGGCGAGCAGGUCGUCCCAGCCAUCAACAUAACGCUGGCGUUCGGCGCCAAGAAGAUGCGCUGCGACGUCGUGCCGCUGACGACGUGCCCGCCGGCCAAUCUCACCGUCGACGACCCCCUCGGCGGCGGCUUCAAGACCGUCGGCCAGCUGGACCGCUUCCCCUACCUGCUGAACCCUCGCGUCGUCACCACGUACGACUGGGACGGGCUCCUCGACAACGGCAACUACGCACCGGCCGGCAAGUACAAGCUCGUGACGCGCGCCCUGCGCAUCUUUGGCGACGAGGCCAAGCUGGCAGACUGGGACGUGUCGGAAACGGUCGGGUUCUACAUCAAGUACGAGACGUAG
Messenger RNA from Purpureocillium lilacinum, 2664 nucleotides. RefSeq lists its product as uncharacterized. The record is from RefSeq and is a predicted model, not a curated record. Gene Ontology annotation, biological process: proteolysis. Gene Ontology annotation, molecular function: serine-type endopeptidase activity. NCBI's taxonomy places the organism in Eukaryota, Fungi, Ascomycota, Sordariomycetes, Hypocreales, Ophiocordycipitaceae. Gene Ontology annotation, cellular component: membrane; cell wall.